GCCCUGUCUUUAGAUAGUCACAAAUACAAGUUCCCGUGCACACUUUUAUCGAAUGGGAUGGCAGACUCGCUUCGUCAUCUUUUCCUUGCCGGUUGUUCCUUUCAUCCUACACCUGGGCUUUGUUGCUUGAGAAGCCUGACAAAAUUAGAGCUGGUUAUGGUGCGUACUACAGGGGACGCGUUAUGGAGCCUUCUUUCCAGUUCUCCAGCUUUAGAACGACUUUCACUUAAUUGUUGCAGCAAGGUAAGCUACUUGAAGAUACCUUGCCAUCUUCAGCGGCUAAGCCACGUGGAGGUGGAUGAAUGCAGCAAGCUGCGAGUGAUAGAGAGCAAAGCUCCAAAUCUCUCCAGAUUUCACUUUCUAGGUAAGCUCAAGGUACAAAUCUCACUUGGAGAAACAUUGCAAGUGAAGAACUUGCACAUGAACUGUACCGAUUUUGGUUGUGAUACUCGAGCAGAACUGGCAUGCAGCAUGCUAAGCAAGGAGGUGAUCAAUUCACCAAAUGUUUAUAGUAAAUUUCUUGAGCUGAAGUCCUUGAAUAUUACAAUUGGAGAAUUGCCCUUCGGUCGGAGCUUUGAUUGUUCUUCUCUGGUCUCUUUGUUUGGUGCUUCACUCUCUUUGGAGACCUUCAUCUCGCAUGUUUCCAAUGAACUCAAGCAGCAUGCAAUGGCUUUUGGAGAUCCUUCGGGGCUGUGGAUCUUGGGGACCGGCGGUGGUUUGUCCCCAAUGAAUAAGGGGCUGGUUGAGUUAGCAUGUCAUGUGCUCAGAGCCUGGUUAAGCUAAAAUGCCCCAUCCUGGGGACUGCAGCAUUGCUUGUACUGAACAACAGAUAA
Molecule: messenger RNA, 833 nt
Organism: Lolium rigidum
Lineage: Eukaryota; Viridiplantae; Streptophyta; Magnoliopsida; Poales; Poaceae
Exons: 3
Coding region: 58-783 (241 amino acids)
Source: RefSeq, a predicted model, not a curated record